AUAAUAUGUAGACCCCAACAUAUGGGUCGGCAAAAGUACAUUUGGCCGAAAAAAGAAAGGCGUAUGAAAACUACAUAAGGAGGAGGGAGGGAAGAGAAAGCCAUGGAAGAAACGACGUCGUUGUUCGAGAGGAGAGAGGGGCGGCACAGAGGAGCUCACAGAGCUGUGGCGGCGACGGUGGCGGCGGGGAUAUGCCUGAUCUGGUGGUACAGAGCGGCGGAGAUGCCGGCGGAGGAGGGAGGACGACGGCGGUGGGCCUGGAUCGGAAUCUUCUUCUCCGAGCUCCUCUUUGGGUUCUAUUGGAUUAUCACUCAGUCCCUCCGCUGGCGACUCACUUACAACUUCCCCUUCAUGGAUAACCUCUCUAUAAGGUACAACGACGACCAAUUACCCAAUGUCGAUGUAUUCGUCUGCACAGCCGACCCCAUUAUCGAACCGCCGAUCAUGGUCAUCAGCACCGUCUUGUCCGCCAUGGCCUACGAUUACCCAACUGAGAAAUUGGCCAUUUAUCUCUCCGACGACGGCGGCUCUGAGCUCACAUUCUAUGCUCUUAUCGAAGCUUCAAAUUUCUCGAAGCAUUGGUUGCCGUUCUGUAGAAAGUUCAUGGUCGAGCCUAGGUCUCCGGAGGCCUACUUCUAUCUCGAUUCUGCGCAACAUCAUCGUUCUCAAGAGUGGGUCGCCAUGAAGAAACUGUAUGAUGAAAUGAAGGAGAGAAUUAACUCUGUGGUCGAAAUGGGGAAGGUUCCCAAGGAGAUUAGGGAUCAUAAUAAAGGUUUCUCUGAGUGGGAUUGUGGUGUAACGAAGCAAAAUCAUCAAUCCAUUGUCAAGAUAAUAGUUGACGGGAAAAAUGAUGAUGCUGUGGACGUUGAUGGAUAUGUACUGCCAAAAUUAGUCUAUAUGUCACGUGAAAAGAGACCUCGGCAUCCCCACCAUUUUAAAGCUGGAGCUAUGAAUGCAUUGAUUAGAGUAUCCUCAGAGAUAAGCAAUGCUCCCUUCAUCCUCAACUUAGAUUGUGACAUGUACUCAAAUAAUCCAGACACAAUAAAGGAGUCACUAUGUUUUUUCCUUGAUCGAAAGAAAAGCCAUGACAUUGCAUUUGUGCAAUUCCCACAAGAUUACAACAAUGUCACAAAGAACAAGAUAUAUGGCAUUCCAGAUAAAGUUAGUAAUGAGAUUGAUCUAGUUGCUCUCGAUGGCUAUGGUGCUGCCUUGUAUUGUGGAACUGGAUGUUUCCAUCGAAGGGAAACUCUCUGUGGGAAGAAGUACAGCAAAGAUGUUAGUGGAUCAGUACACUUGGAUGUGCAAACCAAGAAGGAAGUUGCAAAAACUGUUUAUGAAUUGGAAGAAGCAUGUAAGCUUCUUGUUGACUGCAACUUUGAGAAUGGCUCUCAAUGGGGAAAGGAGAUGGGAUUGAUAUAUGGGUGUCCAGUUGAAGAUAUUGUUACUGGGUUAACAAUACAAUGCAGAGGUUGGAGAUCAGUUUACUAUAAUCCAAAGAAACGAGCUUUUUUGGGUGUUGCUCCGAUUAGCUUGGAUGUAGCACUAGUUCAAUUUAAGAGGUGGUCUGAAGGCAUGUUUCAAAUAUUUUUGUCCAAGUAUUGCCCCUUCAUAUAUGCACAUGGGAAGAUCAAAUUUGGAGCCCAAAUGGGAUAUUGUGUAUAUCUUUUAUGGGCUCCACUUUCGAUACCAAUGCUGUAUUAUGCCACUGUUCCUGCAAUUUGUCUGCUUCAAGGGAUUCCCCUAUUCCCAGAGGUUAAAAGCUUAUGGGCCAUACCCUUUGCAUACGUCUUUGUAACCCAUAACUGUUGGAGCAUAGCUGAGGCCAUAACUUGUGGCAGCACACUCAAGGCUUGGUGGAACUUACAAAGAAUGUUACUUUUCAGAAGGACCACUGCGUUCUUCUUCGCCUUCAUCGACACAAUCAUCAAGCAACUUGGGCUUUCUCAGACCAAAUUUGCUGUGACGGCCAAAGUUGCAGCUGAGGAUGUUUCAAAGAGAUAUGAACAAGAGAUCCUAGAGUUUGGGAGUUCAGCCAUCAUGCCCACCAUCAUAGCAACACUUGCCAUGCUGAACCUGUUUGGUUUGUUGUUGGGAAUUAUUAAGAAUGUUGCUGCUUUGGAUUUGGGGCUGUUUUACAAAGGUUUGAACAGGUUCUUUUUGCAAACUGUUGUUUGUGGGCUGAUUGUUUUGGCUAACUUGCCCACAUAUGAAGCCCUCUUCAUUCGUAGGGACAAGGGGCGUUUGCCUCCCUCAGUUUUGUUUAAGUCUGUUUCUUUGGCUCUAUUGGCUUCUGUAAUGGUAUACUAACCUUGGAAUUUUCGACUUGCUUCGUUUGAUUUGAGGUUUAGUUCAAUAUUCCUAAGAAUAAGAUGUCUGAGGAUAAGGUGCUUGAGAAUAA
Molecule: messenger RNA, 2398 nt
Organism: Momordica charantia (bitter melon)
Lineage: Eukaryota; Viridiplantae; Streptophyta; Magnoliopsida; Cucurbitales; Cucurbitaceae
Product: cellulose synthase-like protein E6
Biological process (GO): cellulose biosynthetic process
Cellular component (GO): membrane
Molecular function (GO): cellulose synthase (UDP-forming) activity
Source: RefSeq, a predicted model, not a curated record